GGCAAAAGGCUGCAAAUAUGUAGGAGUUAUAUGAGUAUGUCCAGCAGGUGUUUUACCUUGAAUCAUGUGAAUCCAAAGUACGAACCGCCGACCAAGUGGUCCAGCAGCAAAAAUAUCCAAUGCAAAAGCAUCGCACUCGUACUAGUUGGAGUUGCAAACGUGCAUCACAAAUUUUUUUUCGCCUCUAAGCCUAAGGAAAAACAGCAUAUACAAAUCCCACUUUUCUGUUUGCCAAAAUUUGCAGUGCAGUCGACGCUAGUGCGAUGCUUUUGCAAUGCAUAAAAAAUGGGUUUCGACAACAUUUCUUCGACGCUUGAUCCCGUGGCCCGCGAGGGUGACUGGCAAGUCCGUGACUUCGUUCUGACCCUGAUCUGGAUCGGCUCCCUUGUCCUCUGCACACACGACCUUUUUUCUAAACCUGUCCUGGGCAAUGUUUUUCGUCGAAUUCUGACUGAACUUGAGGGGCCGCUGGGAGUUGUCGAUGGGUGGUCGAGCAAGCUGAAGACCUGCGCAGCUAGUUGUACAUGGGACGCGAGUUUUUCCAAGUUGGCUGCGGCGACAGGGUAUCGGAACAGGCUUGCGGCCCAAGUCGACGCUGCAGCAACCGGGCCGAGCGAAGGUGCGGUGCCGGAAAGUUUAUGCGUUGCGAAAAAAAAGCAUGUCUUGAGAUGCAGCAAGCGACACAAUAAAACGAAAACUAAACCACAACACCAGAGCACAUAAUCCUAAUCGCCACGAAUUCGCUGAGUGACUCAGCGCACCACGGCUCUUUCAUUCUGUUAUAUGAUAAAGAUAUUCAAGCGCGCGAGUGCUCGGUCGUUCUCUUGUAUGGCUAUGGGUACUUACUGAGAACAAGAAGAAGUAAGAUUCGCUCUGUUGAGUGCAAGCGACAACCUAGCAUCUCGUGCUAGCGACUUGCACACAUCGUUGCCUACAAGUGAUGAUGCGCAGUGAAGCAUCAGAACAAACAUCAACAAGCAUAUUUAUCCACCUCUUACUCGAGCAUCAAGUUGCAGCACUGAUUCCAACGCAAACGCAUACAACGCUACGACCCCUGUUGGAAGUCCAACAUGGUUACCUGGUGGUGCGGAAGCUGGGACCAUAGCCUCCGUGUCGACUAGGCAGCCUCAGCCACCAGCUGGGACGCCUCCGCCGCCGAUCCCAGACAGACAAGUCGGGUCUGUGCUUGGUGUGGAUAUGCGCGGACAACAUGACCAACUGCACGCAGGCGGCCUCCGGCUUCGUCGCGGCGUUCCGCACGAUUCUGCACAGAAUGAACACCACGACACGCAGCUCCACCAGGGAAUGCAACUACCCGCGACCGGCACAAAGAACGCGACUAUGAAUAUCUCGGACACUGAUUACUACCAUCGCGAAGAGGUGCCAACCCAGCGUAGUACUCCCGCCGGCCCCGGCGGCGUUCCGCCGUACUACUCUAACGUGCCCCUGCUUGACACUUCGCAACCACUUGGAGCACUUGGAGCAAAUAAUAAGCCUGCUCCAGGACUAGGACCGCUUGCAGGAACAGUUCCCUUGGGGGGCGUCACGAUGGGGGGCGACCCUGGGAAUCAGUCUAGGUUGCCUGCACCUGCAGACCACGAGUUCGUGCAAGAGACGCUUACACCCCGCCGAAGCGAGGAGCGUGAAGUCAUUUACGGUCCGGAGCAACCACCUGCGCUCUUCGACCCCCUAGACCGGGCAAAGACCGUGGAGCGUCUGAACGUCGACGUCCCACCAGAGAAGCAUGGUGACUGGCUCUUCCAAGCUCGUCCGGAUAUAGAUCAGCUCCUCGGACCUCGUGUGGCUACCGAGCAGGGAGCGUUCGGAAACAUCUGGAAAGUCGCAGGGUACGUUGUGAAACAGAAUCAAAAUGAUAACAGUCACAUCGAGUACCAGGCACUAACGACUUUGAUGCUCCAGCCGGAGGACAAAAAGGUGUCUGCGGUGAUGUACCCCAUCUUUCUUGACUAUACACCCGGUCCUCCUCAAGUACUUGCUCACGUUUGCAUGGACGGCGGCCGAUCGGUGUACGAGGUGUUCUUGAACGAGAAAACGCAGCAUCUGGCGGCAUUUGACGACGCCGCCAUCGCCGAGCUCAUCGACGAAGUCUACCGCAGUUGCCGGGCGGUCUUGGAGCACCUUUGCGCACUGGAAUUGGAGCACAGAGACCUGCACGCCGGCAAUGUGCUCAUCGAAGUCAACGAGAAGUCCGGCGCGAGGGUCAAGGUGAUCGACUUCGGGUUCUGUAAGCGUUUCCAGCCAGGCCCAGCGGACGCUAAUGGAAAAGUCAAACGACCGCGGGAUGGGGCUAUAUCCGACUGAAGCAAAAUCAAAACGCACACAGCUGGCGGCGUCGCUCAUUCUAUGAACUGCCCAGGGCCAGGUGUUAAAACAGUGUCAGAGUCAGUCUCAUUUGUUCUACUCAAGUUUUCAACUAUACAGACCUGACGAGCUUGGUCUUGCAUGACAAGCACUAGCACGACGAGGAUUUUCAGAACAAAUGCAGUACCUUGAUGUGCAUGUGGUUUUUGUAUUAUAUGCAAAUUCUGCCGGGUUUUAGUGGUAUUGGUGGUUUCGGCACACGUCAUGCGUAUUUCUGAAAGAGCAGGCCACACCCACAGCCAGAUCUUGCAUUGUAUUUCAAAGUCGAGGGCCUCAAAAGUUUCUUCCCCACCAGACUUUCGAUAACCGCGCAGCAGUAGUGUCACUCCUGCGCGCAAUUAAUGGCCAUGCUGCGGUGCUUUUUCUUUCCAUAUGAAGCAGGCAAGCUGAGUAUCAAGCCGCCGAGCUUUUUUCGAUACAGAGAGUAUGUGCCACGAGCGUAUGCACCGAAAACAGAGACACGCACGCGCAUCGCAUUUGGGCCUAGCCAAAGUUUUGCCGUACAUGGGCCAUGUACUAGCCAAGCCUUUGCCUAACGUGAUGGCUUGGAUUGUGCACUGGCCAGGGCUGGGCAUCGUCGCCGCGCCUUGCGCAGCCGCUGGGCUUCCUUGUGUUUUCUCCGGACAUACGCGCACUCCAUUAGCGCAGCUGUGCAAGCCGGCCCGAGUGCGUGCCUGGGCUCGGUGCUGUAGCUGGAGGCGGUUCGCGCUAUGCAGUGGGUGCCGCGAAGGAUGGCGCAGCUAGCUUCUGCCCAGCGCGCACCCACCCCGCCCCCGGCCUUCUCGGCUGAGUUUUAUUUUUUUUUCAGCCACCAGGGGCCAGUGGGCGUGUGCUGAUGCUGUGGCGGCGUUUCCCUGGAUUGGGUUCCGGCUGUCGCUCCUUUUCAGGGCCUGGCCCCUCUCUGGACAGGUUGGUGGGCUGCCUCCCCGAGUAGAUUCGACGCACACCGGGACGACGUUGCUCGCGCAUCUGGGGAUAGCUAUUGCAGCGCCCCUCUCUUGCCAAACCUGCCCGCAUGCACGCCGCUACCCCUUUGGGCCCCGUCAGGGCAGGGCCGCCUGGAGUUGUUUGUGUAUCCACACCGGAGGCAGCGGCGCUGGGUUGCCACGGCUGCGUACGAAAGGCAAGGGGGACAAAGACUGCAGUCCUCGUCGCAAUAACAAACAGAAACAGCACAAGACAAACAGCGCCGCCACUCGGGCGCGUCGAGGGCGCAGGCCCCCAUACCAAAGUUAAUACUUGUCGACGCAAACAAAGCCGCCCCCUCCGCAAAGCUUUGCGCCGCCCUUGCUCAUGCGUUGGUGGUGUGUGUCUUCCCUCUGUCAUAAAGUGGUGGCGAUGAGUAUGGGGCGCACAGGUCAAGUUCAGCUUCAGCACGAUUAUGACGUCGCUUUUCUACUGGGAGAAGUAGUUGCUCUCGCUCUGGCAGGUCGGUCGCGGUGUGCGUGAGGCUCUCUCACGGGCGCUCUCGGCGCCUCGUUUAUUUGUAUUGGUGUUGAGCAGGGUCGGAUGAAUCCUCGCGAUUUGUAUUGGUGCGUGAGCACGUAUCACGUAUAUGCCAGGAGAAAAGCCUUGCAAUUUGGUUUCUUUUUCAUUGUGAAAGCAGGAGCCGAACGGAUUGCGCGCUCCAUAAUCAACCGCGAUCUUUUUGCGUUGGGAGUGCUGAUAUUGCAAAUAUCUGCUCGAGACCGUCACCAGCAGUUUUGGCCGCCAAACGUCAUCCAAGAAGGUGAUGGCGACGCAACCAAUGCGCGCAUGUUGUCUUACAUAGGAAAAUGAACCCUCACAUCAACCAGCGAGCACUGCCACUGCGGCAUAUUGAUUCAAUUACACACACUCCUCCAACAUAUUUGCUUUUGCAUUUGGUCUAACAAAAUUCGAAUUCUCCAGUGCAAAAAAAUAAGAACUAGUUGGCACGAGAAUGCGCACGCAUCGCCAAGGUGCGCAUGGCCUUCUUAUUUUGGGACCCGAUUACCGUGCCGCGAUAGCGGUAUACUCCAACCCCGGCCGACGAACGUGCUUCCUGCUUCAGCUAGAUUUUGCAUUUAUUUGCGUUGGAGUUUACUGUUCCGUGUUGGGCUCGAAGCCCUUGCACCUCACCAAGCCGGCAGUCGUUACGUCGACAUUUUUUUUGCAGCGCCGGCUGCGAUAAAGCUGGUUGAUUUUCAAUGCCAUACAGUGUCGCGCAAAAUGACAGGGAGAACCCAACCUGGGUGCGGGAUCGAAUCAGAUCAGUAACGAGCGAGCACGAUCAGCGCCAAAACAGUGGUCGGGUUCCUGGCGGCGCCGUCAUUGAGGAGCUUCUCACUGAUGUUUCCCACGUACAGUCGCGAUCUUCGUCAUUUUGUAAUGCUGCGCUGAGAUGUGAUGACUAUUCCUUUUAUUUUUCUUUGUAUGUAACCGAAACUGCAGCUGCGCGAGCAGAUGCAGUAGGGUUCCACCUUCAAACAGAAACGAUUAACAUUUGAAUUACACUACAACGCAUGAAAAUUUGACGAAGAUGACGACUUUGCACAGGAUGAGACGGGGGUGAAGACUAGUUGCGUAGCGUGGACGACUACCGCUCUUUUUUCUUCAUCGAUUCUGGCUACAGCUACUCCGACAGGGCAUCUGUGUCCGUUCUAACGACGCAGGCGGCUUUUGGUUUUAAAUCUUAACCUCGCAAACGCUAGCCAAAAGGCACGACUUAUAUGCUUGCAAAAGUUUGGGCUUUGGCUUUUCCGAAUCCGAUUAAUUCGCUGGCUCACUUCAGCGUGAGCAUACUUACAACACUGAAGUGCUUCUCAUCUACCUUCAAUCAAAGACAAAACCGAGUACGAUUUAGAUGCUUCGCGCCAGAGUUAAUACUACAGUUUUGAAACCAAUGUCGACGCUGACACUUGAGGUUCGAAAAUCAUUGUCGCGCUGCUGAUCCUGGUGCUACGCUUUGGCAUCAUUGAGGAGAAACAAUCGCGGUAGAUCAUUUAGAUUAGCCCUAAUGUAAAUCAGAGUGCUCCGGAGCCCGCAGAUGCGCUUUUGCGCCGUAGUAUAUAUUUUCUUAUCAGCAAAUACCAAUUUGAAGUAUUUUGUUUUUACACUAUCAUAUAUACAAAAGCGCUGGAAAAAUUGGCCAUAACGAAUAAAAUGUAGGGACUUUUUCUGGCCAGCGACGUACAACUCAUGGCUCUGGCGCUGGACUAGAUCCGGUGCCAAAAGCCGCGCUUUUCCUUGUUCCAUCGGUGCACAUUUGCGCCGCAACAACUUGAACUUAAAGCUAUACAAUACUAUGACAAAAGGAC
Molecule: messenger RNA, 5660 nt
Organism: Amoebophrya sp. A120
Lineage: Eukaryota; Dinophyceae; Syndiniales; Amoebophryaceae
Source: the annotation of a GenBank genome assembly